Caenorhabditis briggsae is the source of this 618-nucleotide messenger RNA. RefSeq names its product Protein CBR-PABP-2 (gene Cbr-pabp-2). The transcript is spliced from 3 exons. The coding region runs from base 1 to 618 and encodes 205 amino acids. The record is from RefSeq and is a predicted model, not a curated record. Gene Ontology annotation, molecular function: RNA binding. Lineage: Eukaryota; Metazoa; Nematoda; Chromadorea; Rhabditida; Rhabditidae.
AUGAGUGACAACAACACUAUCGAUGAGGAUGUUCUGAACAUCGACGACAUCACAGAAGACGAUGCGGAUCUCUCAGCAAUUGAGGGCGAUUUGAAUGAGAUUGAAGAGGAACAAAAAAAGCUGAAAGCAAUCCAAAAUGAGAUGGUCGGGCACAUGAACUUGAACACAAGCAGUCAAAGCAACUCGACACAGUCACUGCUUACGCCAGAAGAGAAAGCAGAAGCAGAUGCAAAAUCGGUGUACGUCGGAAAUGUUGACUAUGGAGCAACUGCCGAAGAAAUAGAACAACACUUUCACGGAUGCGGAUCCGUAGCUCGAGUCACAAUUUUGUGUGAUAAAUUCAGUGGUCAUCCAAAAGGAUUCGCUUAUGUUGAAUUCACCGAGAAGGAUGGAAUGCAGAACGCGCUUGCAAUGACAGACAGUCUUCUUCGCGGACGACAGAUCAAGGUUGAUCCAAAACGAACGAACAGACCCGGACUGUCAACGACAAACAGACCUCCGUUCCGAGGACGUGGUGGGCGUGGUCGUGGAAACGUUAUUGUGAAAUAUGUCUACGGGGGCGGCUUCCGCCCAAGAGGUCGUGGAGCAAGAAGACGUCCAGGAUUUGCGCCGUAUUAA